Alosa alosa (allis shad) is the source of this 1683-nucleotide messenger RNA. It is a transcript of the gene rap1aa, whose product is annotated as RAP1A, member of RAS oncogene family a. Gene Ontology annotation, molecular function: GDP binding; GTPase activity; GTP binding. Lineage: Eukaryota; Metazoa; Chordata; Actinopteri; Clupeiformes; Clupeidae. The transcript is spliced from 8 exons. Gene Ontology annotation, biological process: negative regulation of synaptic vesicle exocytosis; cellular response to cAMP; Rap protein signal transduction. Gene Ontology annotation, cellular component: plasma membrane. The record is from RefSeq and is a predicted model, not a curated record. Bases 201 to 758 code for a protein of 185 amino acids.
UGUGCUGCUCCGGCGGCAGACUGCGCUGGAUGAGCGCUGCAUCUCAGCACAUGUCCAACGUUGCCCAUUUAAGGACGCCGAGUGGGAGACUGGGGAAUGACGUGUGACGUGUGCAACGCCGAGCCAGGAGCGGAUCUGUUGGUGGAACGGCGGGGAGAGCAAGAUACGGUUGCAUUGCUGUCCACUGAAGUCACCCCACCAUGCGUGAAUACAAGCUAGUGGUGCUCGGCUCAGGAGGAGUGGGCAAGUCUGCACUGACGGUCCAGUUUGUUCAGGGUAUUUUCGUGGAGAAGUAUGACCCCACAAUAGAAGACUCCUACCGGAAGCAAGUUGAAGUAGAUGGACAGCAAUGUAUGCUUGAGAUUCUAGACACAGCAGGAACAGAGCAGUUUACAGCCAUGCGGGACCUCUACAUGAAGAACGGUCAGGGCUUCGCUCUGGUCUACUCAAUCACGGCACAGUCCACCUUCAAUGACCUCCAGGACCUCCGCGAGCAGAUCCUACGAGUCAAGGACACAGAGGACGUGCCGAUGAUCCUGGUGGGGAACAAGUGUGACCUGGAGGAUGAGCGUGUGGUGGGGAAGGAGCAAGGGCAGAGCCUGGCCCGCCAGUGGAACAACUGUGCCUUUCUAGAGACCUCCGCCAAGUCCAAGAUCAACGUCAACGAGAUCUUCUAUGACCUGGUGAGACAGAUCAACAGGAAAACGCCGGUGGAAAAGAAGAAGGCCAAGAAGAAGUCCAACUGCACACUGCUCUAAACCUCCCCAUAGCAGCAGCUCUGAGCCAGAAUGCUGUCUGAAUGAAGAUCUGUUGCUCCAGUGGACAGCAUUCCAACCUCACUCACCAUUUUUUCGGAUAACUCUUGGAAAACUGUCGGAAAAGGCCAAGCCGGAGCCUCUCCCCCUCGCUGCCUCCGAGCAGGAGGAGUGGGGGAGGGGUGUAGAGGGUGGGGGAUCCGCUCCAAACCCACCAUCACCCCCACCCUCAGCUCUUUACUCAAACCCCCUGAUCAUCACUUGCCUUCGCAUAACGGAACUGUGCAGAACUGCUCGGAACACAGCAAACGGAACCGACCUGCAUCCUCCCCAGCGCUUCCAGAGAGAGACAGAGAGAAGGAGAGUGAGUGUGUGUAAAGGAGAGCGAGAGAGCCACUCAGACUUUGGGAAUGAUGGUUGUGAUUUGUAGAUCUCUGGGAAUCCUCUGGCAACACAGGCUCCGCCUCCUCCAGAUUUCCUGUCUUUGCAUCCAAUCAAAUCAACUCUGAAAAUCAAGAUAACGGCCUUCCGUCAUUAAUGAUUACUCCAACACUCCGAAGCCCCCCCUCCACCCAGUCUCCCCAGCACUAAUACUCCUGUACCCCCAACCGAAUUUGCCCCAUGUGACCUCCUCAUUCUUUUUAAUUUUCUCUUUCAUUUCUCUUCUCCUAAGUGACUGUUUUGUAUUUAAAGUCUCCAGGCUAUCAUAUCUCCUGUAAUAAUAUAUUCUGAUGUGUUGGCGGUCAAUGCUACGGAGGUCACCUCAAGGCCAGGGAAAUAACAUGAAAUAAGAUUUCUAUGUCAUGGAAAAAAAAAAUCUAUUGUACUAAAACAAACUCUAAUAUUAUUUCUUGUGUUUUCCUGUCAAUGGCAAUGAAUAUGAUAAUUUUCCAGCUUUUAUGAACGAUUAAAUUUUAGUAUGUUUUCA